AUCAAUCAUCAUAAUUAUUUGGUAGUUUACACGUGUAACUAUUAAUACUAAUAUUUUGCUAAAUCCUUCUUUUUGACGCAGUCGGGUGAAAAGCCUUCAAGAUGGGAUCCAGCACAUCUACAGCGCUGAUAUCUGCAGUACAGGUGCCUGUCACCUUCCUGAGUAUGCUGGAACCUGAGGGGUUACUGUGGCCGAAACAGGCUGAACUUACAAACAAUACUGCAUAUGAUUACAUAGUCGUAGGAGGAGGAUCAGCCGGUUGUGUGGUCUCCAGUAGACUGGCAGAAAGUGGGAAGAAUACUGUGUUCAUGGCAGAAGCUGGAGACGAUCCACCUAUAAUAGCUUUGGUCCCUGGGCUAUUUUCGUUACUACCAGGAUCUAAGUUUGACUACAACUACAGAUCAACAAAAGAUACAUAUGCAGCCAAAGGUCAGAACUACUACACCACAUUACAAGCCGGGAAGAUGCUUGGAGGCAGUGACACUCUCAACCAUCUUCUGCAUACAAGAGGAGUACCAUCAGACUUUGACACCUGGGCCGAAAUAUCCAAAGACAGCUCUUGGAAAUAUGACAAUAUCCUCCAGUACUUUAUAAAGAGUGAAAGACUGGUCGAUGACCCAAUACUUAAAAAGUAUGGUAAAUAUCAUGGCACUAGUGGGCCUAUGGGAAUCUCAAGGCAACCAGAAGAUACUCAGGUUGCUAAUUUAUUAAAAUCUUUUGCUGAAGUCGGCAACCCAAGUGUUUUGGAUUUAAACGCUGAAAAUACUUUGGGUUAUACACAACCACUGUUCAUGAUAGCUGAUAAAAAAAGACAGACACCGGCUUAUUCUUACUUGAAAAAUGUUAAAACUAAUUCAAACUUAUUUAUUUCGAAGAACACCAGAGUAACUAGAAUUAUUUUUGAGGACAAUAAGGCUGUGGCAAUUGAAGCUGUGUAUAAUGGCAAAACUUAUGUUUUCAGAGCGAACAAAGAGAUUAUUGUAAGCGCAGGAGUUUACAAUACUCCUCAAAUCCUUCAGCUUUCAGGAAUAGGUCCCAAAGAACAUUUAGAGCAGUUCAACAUAAAAGUGAUAAAAGAUUUACCAGUCGGCAACAAUUUAAUAGACCAAGUGGCUGUCACGCUGGUUUACAAGUUAGAAUCUCAUAUAGCCUUUUUACCAAACCUGGCAGAUGUUGAAUUAGACCCUACUAAGGUACCUUUCCCUGUGUUGGUAGGUUCAGUAGCUUUAAACAAGACUCAGACGGAUCCAGAUUAUCAAACGUAUAAUUUGUUGUUGGGCCAGAAUACUCCAUUUUUGACCAUCGCUUGCGCACAAGUAUUUGACCUUCGAGAUGGAAUUUGUGACCAAUGGCAGACAGAAGUUACAAAUAGAGAUUCAUUAUAUACAGUUGCUGCUCUCUUGCAACCUAAAUCUAGAGGAACAGUUCGUUUGGCAAGUACCGAUCAAUCUAAAGCCCCUUUAAUAGAAACAGGAUACUUUACAAAUAAAGAAGACUUAAAAACAAUGGUGAAAAUAAUAAAAGAUUUCACUAGCGUUAGUAAUACGAAGUAUUUUAAGAAGAUCGGUGCUGAACUAGCUGGGUUAAACCUUGAUGUUUGUGCAGACAAAAAGAAAGGUACUGAUGAAUUUUGGGAGUGCUAUAUUUUAAAUCAUGCUGGCAGUCCUUAUCAUACAGUUGGUACUUGUCCUAUGGGAGAAGUUUUAGAUGGCCAGUUGAAGGUCAAAGGAGUCGAAGGUCUGAGAGUAGUAGAUGCUAGUGCCAUGCCGAAGAUACCUCGAGGUGCACCUAAUGCGGCUGUUAUUAUGUUAGCUGAGAAAGCUGCUGAUAUGAUUAAAAGUGCAAAUGCUAACUAAUGUUUCUUUAAAUAUUGACCUUGCUAUUGUCCGACUAAACCCUGUUAUCAAUAUGAAUAAAUAUUUCAUGUUUA
Molecule: messenger RNA, 1930 nt
Organism: Helicoverpa zea (corn earworm)
Lineage: Eukaryota; Metazoa; Arthropoda; Insecta; Lepidoptera; Noctuidae
Product: ecdysone oxidase-like
Exons: 4
Coding region: 102-1856 (584 amino acids)
Molecular function (GO): flavin adenine dinucleotide binding; oxidoreductase activity, acting on CH-OH group of donors
Source: RefSeq, a predicted model, not a curated record